Colletotrichum higginsianum IMI 349063 is the source of this 402-nucleotide messenger RNA. RefSeq lists its product as uncharacterized. The record is from RefSeq and is a predicted model, not a curated record. NCBI's taxonomy places the organism in Eukaryota, Fungi, Ascomycota, Sordariomycetes, Glomerellales, Glomerellaceae. The transcript has 2 exons. The coding region runs from base 1 to 402 and encodes 133 amino acids.
AUGAAAAAUAUCUUGUCCUACCUUUUGAUGGCGAUGAUGUUCGUGCUGGCGCAGGCUCAGCAAGGCGACAUCCAGUGCCGCUGCAGAACACACAUCAGAAACUCGGUCGUCCAGACCGGCGGCCCCCAGCUCUGUGGCCAGAAAGGCGGCAUCCUCAGCAGCAAUAGACAGCUCUGCACCAACCUAUCGCAGAACUUUACCGACACGGACUGCCGCGCAUUCGGCGACUCCUUUUUCGCAACCUGCGGCACAGCGCGCUCGGCGAUCAAGAGGGGCAUCUACAAGCGCGAGGUCACGCCGAUACAGACGAGGCCGCGAACGGGUUGGCAGUUUGGUCGGGAGCCCUUGGGCAUCCAAAUCGUGUCCCGGCGUCCGAUCCCCGAUAGGUUCUCACGGAAGUGA